AUGGCCGAAGACGAUCAUGAUGAGCGCCAUUGUGAUCUACAGCUGCCCGGGCCGUCCGACUUGGUCUAUCCACUUGGGCUUCCUGGGAACGCAUCGAUGCUAGACCUCCAUGAUCACCCCUGCCACCGCGAGUUGAAGCUUUACGACCACCGCGAGUUGAAGCUGUACGACCACCGCGAGUUGAAGCUGUACGACCACCGCGAGUUGAAGCUAUACGGCCACCGCGAGUUGAAGCAGCACGACCAGCGCGACUGGUUCGUGAGUUCGACGACCUACUGGCUUCACGACGCGCAGCGUUAA
Messenger RNA from Phytophthora sojae, 300 nucleotides. RefSeq lists its product as hypothetical. The record is from RefSeq and is a predicted model, not a curated record. Lineage: Eukaryota; Oomycota; Peronosporomycetes; Peronosporales; Peronosporaceae. The transcript is spliced from 2 exons. Bases 1 to 300 code for a protein of 99 amino acids.